GCCCCGGGGGCGGGAGAGGGAGCGCGCGGGCGCGCGCUCCGGACUGGGCGCCUGCGCACUGCGGCCCCAGGGGCUGCCGGGCUGAGGGAGAGGAGGAGGGAAGAUGGCGGCCGUGGUGGAGAAUGUAGUGAAGCUCCUAGGAGAGCAGUACUACCGAGAUGCCAUGGAGCAGUGCCACAAUUACAACGCUCGCCUGUGUGCCGAACGAAGUGUGCGCCUGCCCUUCCUGGACUCCCAGACUGGAGUGGCCCAGAGCAACUGUUACAUCUGGAUGGAAAAGCGGCACCGGGGGCCAGGGUUGGCCUCAGGGCAGUUGUACUCUUAUCCUGCCCGGCGUUGGCGGAAAAAGCGCCGAGCCCACCCUCCUGAAGACCCCCGACUCACCUUCCCAGCCAUCAAGCCAGACACAGACCAGACCCUGAAGAAGGAAGGACUGAUCUCCCAGGAUGGAAGCAGCUUGGAGGCCCUACUGCGCACCGACCCCCUUGAGAAGCGGGGUGCCCCCAAUCCCCAGGCAGAUGACGACAGCCUGGGAGAGUUCCCAGUUACCAACAGCCGGGCAAGGAAGCGAAUCCUGGAGCCUGAGGACUUUCUGGAUGAUCUGGACGAUGAGGACUAUGAGGAAGACACACCCAAGCGCAGGGGCAAGGGCAAAGCCAAGGGCAAAGGGGUGAGCAAUGCCCGUAAGAAGCUGGAUGCUUCUAUCCUGGAGGAUCGGGACAAGCCCUAUGCGUGUGACAAUAGUUUCAAACAAAAGCAUACCUCGAAAGCACCCCAGAGAGUCUGUGGGAAGCGUUACAAGAACCGUCCGGGCCUCAGUUACCACUACGCCCACUCCCACCUGGCAGAGGAGGAGGGUGAAGACAAGGAGGACUCUCAGCCUCCCACCCCUGUGUCCCAGAGGUCUGAAGAGCAGAAAUCCAAGAAGGGCCCCGAUGGGCUGGCCCUGCCUAACAACUACUGUGACUUCUGUCUGGGAGACUCGAAGAUCAACAAGAAGACAGGGCAGCCCGAGGAGCUGGUGUCCUGCUCCGACUGUGGCCGUUCAGGGCACCCAUCCUGCCUCCAGUUCACCCCUGUCAUGAUGGCCGCCGUGAAGACCUACCGCUGGCAGUGCAUCGAGUGUAAAUGCUGUAAUAUCUGUGGUACCUCAGAGAAUGACGACCAGCUGCUCUUCUGUGAUGAUUGUGAUCGCGGCUACCAUAUGUACUGUCUCACCCCCUCAAUGUCGGAGCCACCCGAAGGGAGCUGGAGUUGCCAUUUAUGUCUGGACCUGCUGAAGGAGAAGGCUUCCAUCUACCAGAACCAGCACUCUUCUUGAUGUGGCCGGGAGCCCGGGCACCCUCAGGCCCCUCCUCCAUCUGAACCUUUCUCUUUUUUUCCAGUUUCUCCUCUCCCGUUCGCCCCUUUGGCAGGCCCAGGGAGGGUAGUGCCAGGUUGUCUGGGGCAGCAGGCAGGCUGAACUGGCAGUCGACACUGUGUAUCCCUCUGUCUGGCCUCAGCCCCUCCUGAAGAUGGGGGAGACAGGCUGCCCCUGGGAAGAAACAGGCCCUGGCUUCUCCUUGUUCCUUUGCUGUCCAUAAAGUGCAUUCACUCUGCCUGCCUUGGGCCCAGGCCCUGGUUCUCACAGGGUUCAGCUCUGCCCUCCACGCUGGAGCAGGAGGGCAGCUCACUUCUUUCCCAGCUCUGCCCACUCUGCCCCUAUUGUUUGCCCUCUUUCCUUUCUGAGGGUGUCCACAAGGGGCUGCGUGAGCUGGGCAAGCCUGGGGGGCUCUGUAGCUCCCCGCUGCCUCUCCACUUUGCCACCUUCUUCCCCUUCUGCCCCUGCAGGGAGGCUCUCCGUGGCACUGCCAAAGGGCACCUGGGGCAUGGCAUGACGCACUCGGGCACCCCAGCCCCUUGGUGCUGCCACAGCUGCAGCCUGACCCCUCCCUCCCGGCUCAUCUUCCAUAGCCCUCUUUUGUGGCAAAAGUGAUUCUCUACCUUGUGCGUCCACUCUCUUUCCUCAGUUCCCCUUCUCCUUGUUCUUCUUUUGUUCUGUGGGGAGAAGGGAAGCAUCAGGGGGCCGUCCAAGCAGUGUGGGGGCCAGAGGGAGAUGUUGGAUAAUGUGCCUGUUUUUUAACUCUACUUCAAGCCUACCUCCAAAAUCCCCUUUCCGUUCUUCCUCUUCCCUACCUGGGCCUUCAGCCUUCUGCCCUCAAUUAAAUUGGGAGCCCUCAGGCCCCCACCCCAUGCACCCAAGCUCCUAAGUCACAGGGGAGCCCCUCAGACAUCCCCUUCUUCCCUCGCACGCUUGCUAGCAGCUGGUAAGGCCUUGAUGCCCCUGGUUCCUCAGGCUUCUGCCAGGCGAGGCUGGUAAUGGUGUGGAAGGGGCACAGUACGUGGCAGUGUCCCUGGGGAGCCCGUUCUUCUUGGCCCUGAGCUUGGGCCUCUCACUGUCACUUUGGAGUGGAGGUGUCAUUUUUUUAAGUUCCUGUAUUCCAGACAUUAGUACAAUAAACAUUUUUACACGGAGCCUCUGCCGCUUUGGUGGCCUUGUUGAAGGGGAGAUCGCACUCGGUGGCUGCUUUGGUUUUGUCAGGACGUCCUCGUCAAGACCUCCCUCCCCUUUCACAUCCAGUGCCUCCAGACUCUUCAGAAAGAAAGCUUCAGGGACACUUUGUAUUCUGAAGGUUGGGGGAGGGGGUUCGCACUGGGUGGUACAACCGUUUUGUUGGACACUAAAUUUUCUUUGUUUCAA
Molecule: messenger RNA, 2740 nt
Organism: Trichosurus vulpecula (common brushtail)
Lineage: Eukaryota; Metazoa; Chordata; Mammalia; Diprotodontia; Phalangeridae
Gene: DPF2
Product: double PHD fingers 2
Exons: 12
Coding region: 104-1321 (405 amino acids)
Biological process (GO): nervous system development
Cellular component (GO): nBAF complex
Source: RefSeq, a predicted model, not a curated record